Messenger RNA from Periophthalmus magnuspinnatus, 7826 nucleotides. It is a transcript of the gene col4a5, whose product is annotated as collagen, type IV, alpha 5 (Alport syndrome). Gene Ontology annotation, molecular function: extracellular matrix structural constituent. Gene Ontology annotation, cellular component: basement membrane; collagen trimer. The coding region runs from base 252 to 5291 and encodes 1679 amino acids. The record is from RefSeq and is a predicted model, not a curated record. The transcript has 49 exons. Lineage: Eukaryota; Metazoa; Chordata; Actinopteri; Gobiiformes; Gobiidae.
GGACUACAGAGGCGUUGGGUGCCAGGACCAUUAGGAGCCUCCGCCAGCUCAACAAACCAACGACGCGCAGCCUUUUUAGCGAGCAAGUAGAAGUUGUAUCCUAUCGCGUCUUUUGCACCCAACGCGAAGGGUACACGGGGGAAGAGAGGGGGCUAUGUCACGUUUUUAGGUAUCCUCAGGUUAAAUUUUACGCAGGAGGAUCGCAGUUUCUUUUAUAGGGGAAGAAGAGGAAAAGUGCACCCCAGAGCAAGAUGAGAAGCCAAAGCGGGCUGCCACGGCUCGCCGCGGCUGUGGUCUUCGUCGCCUUGUGCGUAGCGGUGCAACAGUCAGAUUCUGCGGCUUGUAAUGGAUGUGUGGGAAGCAAAUGUGACUGCACCGGAGUGAAAGGAGCCAAGGGUGAGAGAGGCUUCCCAGGUCUGACUGGGCAGCCAGGAGUCCCAGGUUUCCCAGGACCAGAGGGACCCAUCGGACCCAGAGGAGAGAAGGGCAGUGAUGGUCCUCAAGGGCUUUCUGGGCCAAAGGGAAUCCGAGGGCCUGCCGGUUUGCCAGGUUUCCCAGGCACUCCAGGACUUCCAGGUUUGCCAGGACAAGAUGGACCACCGGGACCAAGGGGAGUGCCCGGCUGCAACGGAACAAAGGGUGAGAGGGGUUACCCAGGAUCUGGAGGUAUUCCCGGAGCUCCUGGUCUUCAGGGACCUCCUGGUUUACCUGGAUCUAAGGGAGACCCAGGUGAUGUGAUCUCAACCAAUCGCUUCGGAGAUAAGGGAGGUGUGGGGCUGCCUGGUUUACCUGGACUUCCUGGAAAUCCUGGAGCUCCCGGUCUGCCAGGUCCCAGUGGCCCACAGGGACCAAGAGGAUACAACGGUCUUCCUGGUCCUCCUGGUGCCCAAGGGCCUAAAGGAAACAUGGGACUCAACUUCCAAGGACCUAAAGGUGAAAAGGGUGAUCCCGGUUUGCCUGGACCUCCUGGGCCUCCUGGACAGGUGGGGGAGCAGAAGAGACCAACUGACGCAGAGAUCGUCAGAGGAGACAAGGGAGAUCAAGGACCUCCAGGCCCUCCUGGUGAUCCAGGCUACCCCGGAGCCCCUGGCCCUUCUGGUGGAGCAAAGGGAGAGAAAGGAGAACCUGGAGAGGCAGGCAAAAGAGGCAAACCCGGAAAAGAUGGUGAUCCUGGACCUCCAGGCUUCCCCGGAAUCAAAGGAGAUCAAGGUCUUCCAGGUCCACCAGGCCGAGACGGAGAAAGAGGUAUUAAAGGUGACAGAGGAUAUCCAGGACCUCCAGGAGUGGUGAUUGGAGGGCAAACUGGAGGUCGUGUUGGCCCCAAAGGUGAACCAGGUAUCCCUGGAUCUCCAGGACUUAAAGGAGACAGAGGACCUCAAGGUUUGUCUGGCCCCCCUGGUCCCCCUGGAACUGCAAUUGCAACACAGCCAGGCAUUCCUGGACCGCCCGGCUUCCCUGGAGAAAGGGGGCAGAAAGGAGAAUUAGGCGUCCCGGGCAUCUCCCUGCCAGGACCACCAGGACGCCCUGGUGCCACUGGAGCUCCGGGACAGCCCGGCGCUCCCGGACCCCCAGGCUACUCCACUGGCAACUGCCUCGCAGGGGAGCCUGGGCGUCCUGGUCUGCCAGGGGAUAGGGGCUACCCAGGAGAGACAGGCCAGAAAGGUGAGAAGGGAGACACCUGUGUCAACUGCUACGGAGGCGGCUCCAGUUUACCUGGGCUCCCAGGACCCCCCGGACCUCGCGGAUUCCCAGGUGGUCCCGGUGGACCAGGUAUCAAAGGAGACAGAGGUUACCCUGGAAACCCAGGGAGUCCAGGGGGUUCAGGCCCUUCAGGACCCCCAGGUCCCACUGGAUAUCCUGGAGAGAAGGGUGAGCCGGGGGAGGCGAUCAGUGUGACCGGGGUGAGGGGAGAGAAGGGGGACACUGGUUUCCCUGGACCCCCUGGUCUGCCCGGUCUGGACGGACGACCUGGUCGAGAUGGAGCACCUGGACUUCCUGGCCCUAAAGGAGCAUCUGGCUCACUGCUGGUUAAAGGAGAGCGUGGGACUCCUGGUGAACCUGGUCUGCCCGGUAUCCCAGGUGACAGAGGUCCCCCUGGACCUCCAGGGUUUGGACCCCAGGGUCCCUCUGGAGAGAAGGGCGUGCAGGGUGUGUCAGGGCGACCCGGAGCUCCUGGUGCCCCUGGUGCCAAAGGUGAGCCUGGCCUAACGAUUGCAGAGAAAGGACUCCCAGGACCCAGAGGUUUGGACGGAGAGCCUGGUCUCCCCGGCUCCCCAGGAUCUCCCGGUCAGCCCGGACAGCCUGGUUUCCCUGGGUUGCCAGGAACAAAGGGAGACCCUGGACUCCCAGGAAUUGGCCUUCCAGGACCCCCAGGAGCUAAAGGUUUCCCCGGUAUCCCUGGUCAGCCCGGAUCCCCUGGAGAAUCAGGAAGACCAGGAGUAGACGGACUGCCCGGACAGCCUGGAUUCCCCGGACCUAAGGGUGAUCCUGGUUUUGGACUGCCUGGUCCUCCUGGUUUGCCUGGCGUUCCUGGAUCAAAGGGAGCUCUUGGACCCAAGGGAGACCCUGGUUUUCCUGGUGGUCCUGGUGGUCCUGGGCGUAAUGGAUUUGAUGGAGUCCCUGGAACUAAAGGUGAAGCUGGUCUGCCUGGUAUCCCGGGAGCUCGCGGCCCAGCCGGACCUCCUGCCCCUGGGUCAGUCGGAGUCCCAGGACCUCCAGGACCCCCUGGACCAAUUGGUCCACCAGGAUACCCUGGAGGAAAUGGAGCCAAGGGUGACCCCGGCCCCCCUGGUCUUGAUAUCCCUGGUCCGCCUGGAGACAGAGGCUCCCCAGGCUUCAAUGGUGCUCCAGGACCCCCCGGAACCCCAGGACCCCCCGGAGGACCAGGACGCGACGGCCUGCCUGGUCUGCCAGGGGCUAAAGGAGACAUGGGCCCUGUCGGAUCCCCUGGCCCAGCUGGAGGCCCAGGUGGCCCCGGAGGACCUGGAGGCCCUGGACCUAAAGGUGAGCCAGGUUUCCCAGGCAGAGACGGAGUUCCUGGAGUUUCAGGAUCCAAAGGAGAGAGAGGAGAUCCCGGAGUCCAGGGACCUCCUGGACUCAGCCCCAGUUCAGUGACACAAAAGGGACAGAAAGGCGAGCCAGGCCCGCCAGGUUCUCCUGGUGUACCCGGACAGAAGGGCAUCUCUGGUCUCCCUGGGGAUGCUGGACUUCCAGGAGGUGAUGGGCGGCCUGGUGUCCCAGGACCCCCAGGUCCCAAAGGAGACCCAGGUAUUCCAGGUAUUCCCGGUGGACCAGGAGGACCCGGUGCUAAAGGAGCCAUGGGAGAAAUGGGAUUCCCAGGCCCCGGUGGACAGAAGGGCAGUCCUGGCCUGCCUGGUCGGCCCGGAGGUCCCGGACAGCCUGGAGCACCUGGUUUCCCCGGAGCCAAAGGUGAACCCGGAUCAGCUGGAGUUGGGCCACCAGGAGUCCAAGGUCCCAAGGGAGAAGCAGGGCAGCCUGGUUACCCAGGAACACCAGGACUUAAAGGAGCCCCUGGAUCCUCUGGUCUGCCUGGUCUCCCUGGAGGUCCAGGGCCCAAAGGAGACCCCGGUCUUCCCGGAUUCCAAGGUCCUCCCGGUAUCCCUGGUCCCAAAGGUUUAGAUGGAGGUCCCGGGGGCCCUGGACUCAACGGAGCCCCAGGAAGACCCGGCGAGCCCGGUCGACCAGGUGGACCCGGUCUUCCUGGGGAGAAGGGUCAGGCGGGACGUGACGGCAUCCCAGGACCAGCCGGAGUCAAAGGAGAACCAGGUCUUCCUGGUUUUGGAGGUCCUGGUCCUUCUGGUCUUCCAGGUCUACCUGGCGCAAAGGGAGACCCAGGGUUGCCGGGUCCUUCAGGUGCUCCUGGUUUCCCUGGACCCAAAGGAGAGGGUGGUUUCCCUGGUAACCCCGGCUCCCCAGGCCCCAGCGGUCCCCCUGGUCCCCCCGGUGUCCCCUUGCAAGGGCCCAAAGGACUCCAGGGACCCCCCGGACCACCUGGAAGAGCAGGUCCAGCUGGUCCACAGGGUCCCCGUGGUCCUCCAGGAAUUGGAGGAGUUAAAGGAGAGAAGGGCAUCCCUGGAGCCCCAGGAACACCAGGCUUCCCUGGGCAGAAGGGAGACCCCGGCAACCCUGGUUUCUCGGGUCCAUCUGGUUUGCCUGGUGGUCCUGGUUUGAAGGGUGAUAUCGGUCUGCCUGGUGUUCCUGGAUUCCCUGGACCUAAGGGAGACCCUGGACUUCCUGGUGCUAGUGGACUUCCUGGAGACCGUGGAGACGCUGGUCCUGUUGGUCCACCCGGUGACCCUGGUGUUCCUCCAACCCCCAUCGUGGUGAAGGGAGAGCGGGGCCCUCCUGGUCCUCAGGGUCUGCCUGGAGGUCGUGGGCUGCCUGGUGCUCCUGGCCGUGAGGGACUCCCAGGAGCCCCUGGAGAGCCUGGAGACCCUGGUCCCGAGGGCACCCCUGGCUUCAGUGGUCCCCCCGGCAGAAAGGGAGACACGGGACCAGCCGGACAGCCAGGGUCUCGAGGUUUGCCUGGUCCUCCUGGCUCCGACGGGCCCCAGGGUCCCCCAGGUCUGCCUGGCUCUGUGUCUGCUGCUCACGGUUUCCUCAUCACGAGACACAGCCAGUCCACAGAGGUGCCCUUCUGUCCAGAGGGCAGUAACCUCAUCUAUGAUGGCUACUCUCUGCUCUAUGUACAGGGCAAUGAACGGGCACAUGGACAGGAUCUGGGUACUGCCGGCAGCUGUCUCCGGCGCUUCAGCACAAUGCCCUUCAUGUUCUGUAACAUCAACAACGUGUGUAACUUUGCCUCUCGUAACGACUACUCGUACUGGCUCUCCACACCUGAACCUAUGCCCAUGUCAAUGGCCCCCAUCACCGGAGAGGGCAUCAAACCUUAUAUCAGCAGGUGUGCAGUGUGUGAAGUGCCAGCUAUGGUGAUUGCAGUCCACAGCCAGACCAUUCAGAUCCCCUCGUGUCCCGCCAACUGGGAGGCACUCUGGAUCGGAUACUCCUUUAUGAUGCACACCAGCGCGGGGGCAGAGGGCUCAGGACAGGCCCUAGCUUCACCUGGCUCUUGUCUGGAGGAGUUCAGGAGCGCUCCGUUCAUCGAGUGUCAUGGCAGAGGCACAUGUAACUAUUAUGGCAACUCCUACAGCUUCUGGUUGGCCAUUGUAGAACAGAACGAGAUGUUCAGGAAACCCCAGUCGGAGACGUUCAAAGCGGGUAACCUCCGGGCUCGCGUCAGCCGCUGUGUGGUGUGUAUGAAGAGGACGUAACGCUCUCGGCUCUGAGCCCCUCCCCUCGCCAUGUCGCCCAAAAGAGAAAACAACAAAACCAUCGCAGAAGAAGACGAACUACGAAUGUUGGCCGCGACACUUCUGUUGUCACCGUGGCGAUAAGGCUUUGGAAACCCUGGUGCAUCGUCUUCCUGAAAACUUAAACUAAAACAAUGGUGCUACUGUGCAACACAGCUUCAUAAAAAAGAUAAAAACUGACUUAAAUAUUUCUUAACUUUAGUCUUUGUUUUUCCUAAGAAGUACCUCAAAUGAAAGCAGAAAUGAUCCACUAAAGGUGCCAUAAUGGAAGUGUGACAACAAAGUGCUUUUCUUUUCCUUUUGUCUCAAUGGACUCUUUCUGUUUUUCUGGCCUUGGCUACACCAGUCACUGCUUCCUUCACUUAGAUUUCUUCAUGUAAAUAAUCGUGAGUACAUUUCCACUUAGGCCUGUCAUGAUAACAAAUUUUGAAGUGUGAUAUAGUUAUUUUGAAGAUAUUUAUUCAAUACUCCACAGCUCCAGUCAUAUCGCUGUACAUCAAAAUAACAAAGAAUCUCACUUUCACUAGUAAGAAAAGAAAAAGAAAAAAAAAGUACCAAAAUCUACAACCCCCAAAAAUCCUUACUCCAUAUAUCAUUUCUAAAGUUGAUAUAGUAAUUAUCGUGACAGGCCUAUUUCCACUGUCACAAACAAACAGUAAACAGUGGCUUUCAAACAGGGUGGCAAGUAACAACUUACAACUACGUACAGAACAGCAGUGAAGUAGAUUUUUAGGGUGCGUUCACACUUAACAUCUAGACCACAUACAAAGCCAAACCAGGUCUACCAUGGACAAACCAGGACUCAACAGGGACAAGUGUGAACGCACCCUUAGCCAUGUAACUAUACUUUUACUUGAGUACAAACUUUCAGUACUCUUUCCACCACUGCUUUCAGACUUAUUCAACUAUACUCUUAAAAUACUGUAACAUGCACAUACUUGUAGCCUGUUUUGUUUUUUUUUGUUCUUUUUUUUUUUUUACUUUUCAUGUUGGUGCAACACAAAUGUGAUUCUUAACAAACUUCUACCUACUAUAUAUAUAUAUUUUCUUAUAUUUUUGUUUUGUUUUGGGCCUAAUUGAUGAGGAGUGAACUGUUUCCAUGGUUACCAAAUCGGCACUUUGAACUUCCAAACAUCCGAUAAGAGAGAUGCACUGACUUUAGGCUUUGCUUUAGAGACUCGCUGCAAACAAUAUAUCGACAUGAGUUAAAAUCACUUGAAUUCAGAAUAAUCCUAGUCUAAUUUAUUUAAUUAGUUGGUCAACAUUUUUUGUUGGUUUCAGCAUUUUAAAAUUUGUUUUUAUUUCAUGAGAGCGCUGUGAAGGGAGAGUGACUUGGAGCAAAGGGAGGGGGUGACAAAGCAUCAAAAACAACUUAGAAAACAUGUUAAUGUGUUGUUUUUAGUGAAUAUAGCAUUUUCAAAACAAUAAAAGGUAACAUGGUGAUAUAAAUAUGUUCUGUGUUAGCAGUUAAUACCCCAUAGAAGUGUAAUUCUCCCUCACCUUAAAAUAAGAAAGAUAUGUUGAAACUUGACCAACAAACUAAAUGCAGUGAUAUUUUGAAUUCCAAAUUUUAACUUAUGUUGAAAUAUGUAUUUUUGCAGUAGCUUUUAAUUUUUAUUUUUUUUUUUACUGUUGUUCUAUCUUUUGUAUCUCCAUGGAUUUUCUGUCUUGUUCGUUACAUUUGCUGGUACUAACUCUGCCGUAGCCCGCUUUCUAACACCUGCGUCUUAACUUUUUUCUCCUUUUUGUAAGUAAUAAUGUGUAUAUUGUGUAAAACACCUUUUGUUUUUAGCGUGAUAGUUAGCGAAUCAGCUGUUUGUAUUUUUUUAAUUUUUGACAAUAAAAUUACAUACUAUGCUCACUGACACACAUCCACGCAUAUUGUACAAAGGCUUCUAUGAAUGAAACAGUAUUUUAUAUAUAAUAAUAAUAAUAAUAAUAAUAAAUAUAUAUUUGAAAACAAAGAUAAAAGAUGGUAUAUAGAUUUUAUUUGGCUGUGGGACUGUGUUUUUUUUUUUUUUUUGACUGCAUUCACCCACAAAUACAGCUACUACUGAGCACUGACGGGCCAAUUCCUUCAAAUGUUUUUAACAACAUUUUGUAUUGUAGAAUAUUUUUUUUUUUUUUAUUAAAAUGGGAGUUGCUUCUUUAGAUAGUCUGAUUAUCGGGGAAUGAAAUAAAGGAUAAAAAUCACUAUUAUUUGUAAGGUGGGUAAUAGUUGAUGUCCACUGCUUUUACAAUACCACUUGAAUAUAGCCAAAUGGUACAAACUUGAGCCUAUUGAAAAGCAUUGAACAAGACACACACUUGCUCUUGAUGUACUGUAAUUUGGAGCGGUUCUGGGGAGAAUGUUACUUUUUUCCUGUGAUUUUUUUUAUGAAUUUGUCAACCUGGGGUGCGAUAAUGAAAAAUGUGUAUUAAUUUCUUUGUUUUUUUGUUCUGUUUUCAAUGUUAUGUUAUCCAGAAGUUGUUAUAAACUUUUAAGACUGAAAUAAA